UGCGUCCUGGUAACAGCCCGCCACGAAUUAAAAAUAGCAACGCUUCAAAUUUGGCUCGUUUUUGUGAAAUGCACAGGGAAAAGCUUCUCUAGGGUUCGAACGGGACGCUGGAAAUUGUCUCAAGCCUAUUUUCACGUCGUGAAAUUGACCUAACGAUUUUUUUGAAUUCGUAAAAAUGAGACAUUGCGCAAGUCACAUCAUGGCCCGCCUUGGAAACAAUUGAAAUACGAAAUCGAUGCAUAUUUAUCAAAAAUGAUACUAUCACUGAUAAGGAUUUUCCUGCUAAUUUCUAUUUUAAAAACAAGUUGUACGUUGGACGAUAUUUACAAAAAUUGCAGGGACAGGGAGCGACUAAUUGAACCUGAAAAAGGUGACCUCUACACAUUAAUUGAUGCAACGCUUGAUCAAAAGUUAACGUUGCAGUGCCAUUAUUGCGGCGAAAACGACGACGGGAGACCAAAAAUUUGGUACAAAAUCGGGGAUAUUGGAAGCCCUGCACCUUCCGAAGUGGAUUUGGACAUGAACAAUAAUUCUACAUUGGCGAGAGUCCACGUAAACAAAGAGCACAGCUUGAUUAUUCAUAAUUUUACCGAAAAUGACACGGGGCUGUAUUACUGUGAGCGAUACGAAGGAGAGCAGCAAGACAAGUACAAUUAUUUGGUCGAUCUCAUUUUCCACGAUAACGUUACGACGCUGGAAACGGGCAAUAUCACAGUUUGGCGCAAAUACCACGAUGAAUAUUUCCUGCCAAUCAAUAUGUUAUUUAACCACUCGGAGGGUGUGGAAUUCCGGCACAUCCGCGAGCAAUUACACGUUGAAAUGGAAAUGGUCACAAUCUGGGGGCCGUGGGGCAUUUGCCAGGUGUGUGGGCGCCCGAAAGACGAAGGGAUUAGGAAAAAAGUCGGUUACUGCAGAAUUAAAUUAACACAAAAGGGCAGUGCCUCAUUGCAAAAUAACACCGACUUACAUUUUAUCAAAAACGCAAACGAAAUUGCCUGUCGCUCGAAAAUUUUGGGCAGGAUUUUGCCCGGUGUUAGCAACUUGACCCGAAUUAUACCGAAUUUUGUGCAAACGGAGGCCUGCCAAGGGACUUGUAACCCCGAUGCGGAGGGUUUUAGUAAGGGUUGGAAAGCGGGCAAAACUUCAGCGUUCAAGUAUCGAAAAAUUUUCGUCCUGGCUGAAGGCUCGCACUUAACUUUAGUGUGCCCGGAAUCAACUCUGGAAAAUAAAGUUGUUUGGAAGAAGAACGGUAAAGUUCUGGAAGCCGGAAAAAGCGUCACGCCCCCAAAUCCAGAAGACGAACCCCGGAUUAUUGUCGAUACUUUUAACACUUUGUAUUUAGUCAGCGUCAAAGAAUCGGAGGAAGGCAAUUACACUUGUCAAGUGGAUGAUAUCAGGAUGCAACAGAUAAUUAUUUUUACGAUAUCGAAAGCACGAAUAUUGACUCAAGCUUUUGUUCGCCAUAUGAUGUAUUUGGGAUUAGUUUUAUCUCUUACACUGCCCUGCUAUUGUGCUGGGCUUGUAAUAGUGUGUAGUAAAAAACGGACUUAUAAAAAUUACGAAGAACUGAAAGAGGAGGACGCCCGGAAACACCGAUACCUGAAAUUAACUUAAAUACACA
Messenger RNA from Tribolium castaneum (red flour beetle), 1621 nucleotides. RefSeq lists its product as uncharacterized. NCBI's taxonomy places the organism in Eukaryota, Metazoa, Arthropoda, Insecta, Coleoptera, Tenebrionidae. The transcript has 7 exons. The record is from RefSeq and is a predicted model, not a curated record. Bases 253 to 1614 code for a protein of 453 amino acids.